Molecule: messenger RNA, 1445 nt
Organism: Gasterosteus aculeatus aculeatus (three-spined stickleback)
Lineage: Eukaryota; Metazoa; Chordata; Actinopteri; Perciformes; Gasterosteidae
Source: RefSeq, a predicted model, not a curated record
UCAUUUGAUAGCAUCAACUUAUUACAAAGAAGAGAUAGUCAAUAGUAAUAGUGUUUUUAUCCUGCAGGUGGCACUAAGUACCAUCAUUCGCGUGUAAACUGCGAAAGACAAAACAGAAGAAUAAGAACUCCCCGGAACCAUGUUGUUCGACGGUUGGUUCGAGUCGGAACGUAAACAGUGAGGCACACCCUCAAAAUGUCUUGCACGAUACAUUGUCGCUAGUCGGUCAAGUUAUUUCUCCGUUCAGAGAAACAAAGGCCGAGCGCGGUGACGCGCAGCGGACCAGCAGACAUGAAACUGAGCCGCGCGCUGCGCAGCGUCGCCUCGUUCAGGGCCGCUUUCGACUUCGGUGGACGGGAAGUGGCUCAUUGGUUCCCCGGACACAUGGCUAAAGGACUCAGGCAGAUGAAAGCCAACCUCAAGAGUGUCGACUGCAUCAUAGAAAUCCACGACGCCAGAAUCCCCUUCUCUGGAAGAAACCCCGUGUUCCAGGAGUCUCUGGACGUCAGACCUCACCUCUUAGUUCUAAACAAGAUGGACCUCGCCGAUCUGUCCAGCAAGCAGAGAGUCCUGAAGAAGCUGGAAAAAAGCGGGGUGAGGAAUGUUCUCUUCACUGACUGUUUGAAGCAAAGAGAUGACAACGUAAAGAAGUUGGUGCCAAUGGUGGUGGAAAUCAUUGACAGCAACCCACGCUUUAACAGAGAUGAGAACACUAAUUAUUGCCUGAUGGUGAUCGGAGUGCCCAACGUGGGGAAGUCCUCUCUUAUUAACUCCCUGAGAAGAACAAACCUAAAAAAAGGUCGUGCAUCUCGAGUAGGUGGGGAGCCGGGUAUAACUAAAGCGGUCCUGACAAAAAUUCAGGUGUGUCAACGACCCAUAAUACACCUGCUGGACACCCCAGGAGUGUUGCCUCCUAAGAUCGAGAGCGUGGAGACGGGCAUGAAGCUGGCUUUGUGUGGAACUAUUCUGGAUCAUUUAGUGGGUGAAGACAUUAUUGCUGACUACUUACUCUAUUCUUUGAACAGACUAGGGAAGUUCAGUUAUGUGGAAAAAUAUGACCUUCAAGAGCCGAGCGAUGACAUCCAGCAUGUCCUCAAACGCAUCGCUGUAAGACUUGGAAAGACCCAACGGGUCAAAGCCAUUACUGGAGUGGGAAAUAUCACCAUCACCGUCCCAAACUACUCAGCAGCAGCUUACGAUUUCAUUAGAACCUUUAGGAAAGGAGAGCUGGGGCAAGUGAUGCUGGACUGACAUUUUAAUGAAGACAACCAGAGACUGUUUUGGGGUUUUACCUGUUUGUUCUCAACCUGGAAGAAUUCAUAUUUAGCUUAGACAUGACUUGGUCCUAAGUCACGUCCAUAUAUGACCUCAUGUUUUUGAAUAUUUAUGUUUCUGGGUGAUGUAAAAAGCACUGAAUCCUUUGCAAAUAAAAUGAUCCCACUUCA